Molecule: messenger RNA, 5736 nt
Organism: Pomacea canaliculata
Lineage: Eukaryota; Metazoa; Mollusca; Gastropoda; Architaenioglossa; Ampullariidae
Product: CD9 antigen-like
Exons: 9
Coding region: 357-1004 (215 amino acids)
Cellular component (GO): membrane
Source: RefSeq, a predicted model, not a curated record
GACGCAGUAGAUGCACAAACCUCUCCAUGCUACGUGCUUUCACGACAGUGAUUACUCCAAUAGCGCUGUUUCAGGACCGCCGCACACUCCCUACUAACAUCGGCUUUUGCCAUCCUUUCGCUCCUGCCUGCUCAGCUUAUCUCUUCUAAAGUGUAGACGCCCAGGUUAGACAGGCUGUGUGAGCGGUUGAACGGAGGAGAGGCUGUUGGGCUAGCCGCGCGGUGUGCGACAGGAAGGCAGACAAGAAGGCCAGCCGCUGUGUUUAUGGUUUGAGUGGAACUGGAAGCUGCGUAACCAGACCUCGUCGAACUGUUGGUGUUCUUGGAUAUUUUUGCUGCAGUCAUUCACAUCCAAACAUGGCUUUAGGAAGCUGCUACGCGUGCAUCAAAUAUCUGAUGUUCGCAUUCAAUCUCCUUUUUUGGCUUUUAGGUUGUGCCAUCCUUGGUGUGGGUAUUUGGCUGCGUGUGGAUCCCAAUGUGGCCAAGUACGUAAACCAAGCAGAGGAGAUCAAUGUGUUCUUCACCCUGGCCUACAUACUGAUGGCUAUUGGUAUUAUCAUCAUGGUGAUUGGAUUUCUUGGCUGCUGUGGUGCUAUCAGGGAGAGCCAGUGCAUGCUAGGAGCAUUUUUUCUUCUCCUGUUCAUCAUCUUUGCCAUUCUGCUAGGUGCCGGCAUCUGGGCUGUUGUUGAGAAGGACACAGUGAUCAGAGACUACGAAACCAAUGAACAGAGUGCCAGCUUUAUGGAUGGAAUUCAGCAAACAUUUGACUGCUGUGGUUCCAAAAUAGGUGCAAAAGAUUAUGACAGAUAUGACAGUGUACCAAAGUCAUGUAUUGCAGAAAAUUAUGAUAAGCCCUGUGAAAAGGAGUUUUUCAACUGGAUUGCAGAACAUCUGAUUGUUGUGGCUGGAGUGGCAAUUGCCAUUGCCAUUGUGCUAAUCCUUGGAAUGAUAUUCUCCAUGGUUCUUUGUUGUGCCAUCAGAUACACAGUCGCACAAGACUAUUGAAAGAAAAAUCAAAGAUAGCAGGUAAACUGGAGCACACAAAGUAUAUUGACAGCUUCAUCAGAUGCAACUGUACCUAUGUCAGGGGAAAUAAUAAAAUUCAACGUCAGCAAAUUACAGCUUUGGACCACCUGGAAACUUGUUUGUUCAGAGUCAUCACGUAAACAAGUAGAAGGAUAGGGUUCUAAGUGAGUCAUUACAGAUGCUGGCUUCAUGACUUCAUAACACUGCAUCAUGGUAAUCAGGUGCUUAAGCGUUUAUCUUAUCACUGUGUUCUGUAUUAUCAAUAUUCUGACAACUGUGUAUUUUGGGUUUAAAGUAAGACAUCCAGCCUUCAAAAAUAAAGUAAUGAAUGACUUUGCCAACCCAGUGUAAAUUAUGAAUUGCUCAAUGUUACAACAAGAUGAAACAACUUUGUGGCUUGUUUAUCCAAUUUGCUAUGUAAAUAGACUUGCAGGAUUCUUUACAGACAGAUGUACAUGCAUGUUUGGUAGAAGGACUGGCACACAGUUGUGAACACUGCCAUCAUAUGAUCACACACUGCACUCUUACCUGAAACAAAAAAUGCUAUCCUGUUUGUGAGGGCCUUUGCAGCAUUUGUUACUUUGUGUCUAUUGUGUCAGGUUUUGUUAAUUAACCAUGUCAAGUGUCUUUGCAUUUAGCAAGUCACAGCUGCUGUCUCUGACUUUCAGACCAUGUUAAUUUUUAGAAUUCAUGUUUUAAAGAAACUAUUUAAUAAUUUAUAUUAAAAUAAUACAUUUAACUAGGCUUGACGACAUUUCUGAAAAAGUGCUAAAAGUGUAGAAAUCUUGAAGCUACUGGAAUUGUAGUGUUUAUUUUGUGUAUGAGCUGCCUUAAGUUUUCAGCUUUGGAAGCUGACAGCAAGAUUGUUCAAUAUUGUGUCUAUUUUUGUAUCUCUCGCAGGUAAUACGCCUGUAGUAUUUCAUUGUUUUUGGUACUAGGUUCUGUAUCUGUUGACUAUGGCUGUACAUGUAUAUGGCCAUUUUUGAUUAUUUGAUUACUAUCAACAACACUGUUAACACUGAUUAUACUUAUGAUACUGUACAAAGUGUCAGCACUUAGAGUACUGAAGAAAGUGUAUUUUAAAUGAAUUUACCUAUAUAUUGAAUGGUUCAUUGUAUAUAUGUAUGAAAUAAUAUUAGGAAUUGUGCAAUUUAGUUUUUUGCGAGCAAAUUUAUUAGAGAUUCACACCUCAAUGUUUUACUACUUUGAUAUAGAAAAUAUAACCCAUUUCAGAAGCUAGUAAGAGCUACAAUGAGUUCAGUUUUUCUGUUUAUGUGGUUUUUUUUUAAUGGGUGAGAUCUGAAUAAACCAACACAUUUGUCUCAGAAUGUUCAUAUGCACACUUACAAAUAAAACAUUACUAUGUUAUGAAGCAGAUCAUGCACAGGUUAAACAGUUUAAAGGAUUGGUUUGGAUAAAGCAUAUCGACAUUGUAGUGACUCUUUCAAUGUAUAUGAAAACAUAUAUAGUUGUUUAAAAUCAUGAAUGAUAUACUUCUCCUGCCUGGAAAAGGCUGUCCAGUUAUGCAGCUGCAACAGGUAUCCCUGCUCACUGGUGAAAGUGGGCCUGAGGUUAGCUCUCGUCUCAGCACACUGUUCUUUCUUUGCAUGUGGCAUCUGUUUACAGGGCUGGCUGCCUUGCCGUGCUAUAGUCUUAGUUGCUGGCUCAGCGUAAAAUACCUAUUCCCCCACCUCUCCUGUCUGGAAAAUACCAUGUGACAUUUAUUUAUAAUGAAAACAUACAAUAGAUAAGAAAGACUAUUUUCAUUGUACUAAUUUUAGAAUAAUCAAGAUAAUUGAAAGAUAGACAUUUAGUAUAGUUAUCUUUGCUGGAAGUUACCAUUCUGGCCAACUAUUCUUACAUCAAAUAGUUAUGUUGUAUGUAAAGAUAUAACAGUAAAUAUUAGCAUUGAUAUUUUUACGUUAAAUAACGCACUUCAUUGUUCAAUUUCUAUAAAUCAUCAAGCUUCCCUCUACUUUAACAUUUUAAAAAAGGAAUAAGAUUGCAGAAUCUGCUUACACAUGUUCUCAAAGUGAAAGGUGCCUACUUUGUAUGUGAAAUAUGAAGUAAUGACAUGCAUAAAAAACCCUGUCAAAAGCCAGGUUUAAAUAUUUUUUAUUGUCUUUUUUGGUUGUGAAAAACCUAUCAUGUGGACCUACAUAGUGAAAAAGUCUCUAGUGUUAUUGAUUUAUAAAGGGAAUACUCCAGGAAGCAAGGCAAAGGACGUCAGAACCACUUGGGCCCAACUGAAGGGGGCUGCCCAAAACUGGGUCCGCUGGCGAGGUGUUGUUGCGGCCCUAUGCUCCUCAAGGAGUAACAAGGACUAAACUAUAUAAUCCAGAACGUUUUUCCAUUGUUGUGCGCUCAUAGAUAAAUCUGUUUUGAGUGCUGCUGUCUGUAGGAACAUUUAGUGUACAUAAAUCCUCACUGCGGCGUGAUAUUGCUCGUCGAGGAGUAGCAAGAAAUAAACUAAACUGAAAUCCUCAUUGUUGUGUGCACUGCUUAGCCGUGAGUAGAAAGUUACCCUACAUCCAUCUUUUUUCUCUGACCUUCUGCCUUCUGUAUUUGUUGCUUCAUAUUUUACCUGAUCAAAAAGUAUUGGUAAUUGAAAGCACAAUACACUACUUACUAAUGAAGCAGUGAGAAAUAUUUGACAUUGAAAAACAUGUCACUGGAAGUUUUAAGAAGUGAAGGGUAUGUGAUUUAGAAGUGAACAAAAAAAGGUCUAUAACACUUUCAUACCCAAAGAAACAUUAUGAACACAUAGAUUUCUGUUUGUAUAGAAUUGGAACUAUUUAAGCUAGCUGGAACCAAAGGAAGAAUAAAUACAAGCAAGGUUAACAAACGAGAGGAACAAAAACAUUUCUUUUUACUAUAAGCUGAUGCUUACCUUUUGUCUAGUGGAGAAAAAAGGUUAAAUCCAUGAAAUACAAUGAUUACCAUUACAUUUCUUUGUUUUAAGUAUAUUUAAUUUUUUUAUGAAAAGCUGAUCCCAGUAGAACGAUGUAGCAGAACCAGUCUUUAAGUGUGCAAUAUAUGCUAGUCACUGGAGAUCUGCCUCUACUUACAAUUUCCUCUUUCCUUAUAAUAGGUUCCUCUACAUUAGGUUGAGCUACUUGUGGGCAUUAAGUUGGUGCUUUACAGCUUGUUUUUUUUUUUUUUAAUCUUCAUUCCCACCGGGUCAUUUGUUGUGCAGUAAGGUUGGAUUGUCUGCUUUGCAGGUAUUUAUACAGCAUAAGAUUUUACUGGGAAAAUUUUUGCUCUUCAAAGGGGUAUGUCACUUAUUUUUUUGCACAACUGGUCAUAUGCAUCAGUUUUCAGGUCAUUGCAAAACUCCCACAUGAAUCAGUUGCCAAUUAUCCACUAGGCUUUUUGUCACUGCUAGUAAUUCCAUUGAAACUGUGCUCUUCACUGAUUGUGAAAUCAAAAGAUACAAUCCUUCCAAAAAAAGUUGUGAAAAAAAAAGUGUAAAAAGUGUUACCUCCAUGAAGACUACUUCUGAAGAAUGGAUGCUGUAGGAAGUAGAGUGAGUAACCUUCCCAUUGUCAACCAUCCUGGGGACAUAACUAAGCCCAUUAAUGAUACCAUGGUGCUUAUGUUAAUAAUUCAUGUAAAUAGACAAAUAUGAUAUGUACACAGAGGCAUGUUCCUAUUAUAUUGAAUUUAAAAUAUUACUAUUCUUCAUAUAUUGACAUUAAAACAAAAACUAUUGAGACGAAACUGGAUAUUUUGUAAUUUUUUACUAAACAUAUUUGCUUAUCACAGUCCUUUUUUUUCUCACUGAAAGUCAUUACUUUGUGUAAAAGGAUUAAGCAAAAAAAAAAUUUAAUAAAAUUAUGCCAUAAGAGAGAUUCAAAUAAUAUUUACUUAACAUAGUAUUUGCUUGUCAUAAGGGUUAUGCCUCGACAUUCUUAUUAACAUUUUUUAAAACAAAUUUGUAGUUUUAUAAUGUAGGGCUUGAGAAAUAAUUAGUUUUGUGAUAUAAUUGAAAAGAUGAUCAUUUUAUUUCAAGAGCUACAUGAUUAAAUCCAGCAGCUGAAUAUCAAGGGGUGUACAAGUGUGAGACCAAUAUGGUGCACAACUAUCAAUGGUGUCAUGUCAGAAAAGGAUAGUUGCACCACAUUGGUCUGCUAUUAUUUUAAUGAGCUAUGACAAUACCCUAAUCAUGACUGCAGGUUCCCCUUCAUCUGUUGAUACCUGUUAAGGUUUAUAGUUGAAUAGUUGAAAAUAAAAUUAUCAUAAGACUGAGUGGAUUCAGUUGUGUAUUGGCACUGCUGCUCUUGAUAUACUUCUUUGGAGACAGACAUUGCUUUCUUCAAUGUUCAAAUGGUGUGGCCUUGUUUAUAAAGCACCUGCUUUUUGUGUGGCUCAGAUUAUUUUGAUAUUGUUGGUGUGUAACUUUUAUUAUUAACAAAGUGUAUAGCUUUAAUAUAGAACCUGUAUAAUUGUAAGUAUUUUGUUUUUGUCCUAAAUGAAUCUCAUUUUACUUCAAUUUUUUUUGUAAUAGUUCUGAAAAUCAGAUUAGAAAAGAGAACACUGUGGUUUUAUUGUUGUCUUUGCAUGAAUACUUUCAAAGAUCCUCAGCAUAUCGAUAUUGGAAGCUGCUAUAAAGAGUAUAAGAAACAUUUAAUUUUGAAAAUUUAUCAAUAUGGUAACUGUUGUUUUCCUAGACUUUCUAUGAAUAUUCUGAAAAUAAAUGCUGGAAUUACUA